UUGCUUUCACACUACACUCCUUGCAGGGCACAUGAGCGUUCUGUCAGCGUAGAUCAGGAAGCGAUCGCUCGAAUCGAUACUUGUCAGCUUGCUGCUAAUAGUCCAAUAGAAGACUUCUACUCGGCUGCUAAAUGUCUUUCAUCUAAUGCAUUUCUUUUUGGAGUUUUUGAUGGACACGGUGGUCAAUCGUGUAGUAGACAUAUAUCUGUAGCUUUAUUCCCGUAUAUAUGCGCUUCAGUUUUAAAGAAGCAUGAAGUAAUUCGCGAAGCUCUUAAAUUUGCUUUCGAAAUGUGCGAUGAAGAUUUAUGUCGUGCUGCUUUACCGGACAAUAGAGGACAAAUUGAUAGGCAAGACAAAGCGAUUCUGUUAUCAGUAAUGACUGCUGCUUCCGGCUCCUGUGCAACACUUGCACAUAUACGGGGACGAAAUCUUCAUGUAGCAAACGUAGGAGAUAGUGCAGCAGUGUUAGGUUGGUGGAAUAUUUGGACAUUUCUAAUUUUCCCCCAUUUUUCUGGACUGUUAUUUCUACUUUGA
This is a messenger RNA of Cooperia oncophora, 534 nucleotides long. The record is from the annotation of a GenBank genome assembly. Lineage: Eukaryota; Metazoa; Nematoda; Chromadorea; Rhabditida; Trichostrongylidae.